Molecule: messenger RNA, 672 nt
Organism: Bicyclus anynana (squinting bush brown)
Lineage: Eukaryota; Metazoa; Arthropoda; Insecta; Lepidoptera; Nymphalidae
Product: cuticle protein 8-like
Exons: 3
Coding region: 97-603 (168 amino acids)
Cellular component (GO): extracellular matrix
Source: RefSeq, a predicted model, not a curated record
CCCCUACCACAUUGCGAUAAAUGAAACCUCUUUCAAGUAUAUAAACUUAAUACUACAACGUGAUAUUAUCAAACAUCUAUUGUUUUAGAAUCAAUCAUGUUCGCUAAAGUAGUAACUCUCUGCGCUGUAGUGGCUGUAUGCUCCGCUGGUCUCCUGCCAGCGGCUGUGCAGUACUCCUCCGCGGCAGCCGUGUCCUCCCAAAACAUUGUCCGUCACGACCAGCCCCAAGCUGUCGCUGCUAAGGUCUUCGCUCCCGUCGCCUACCAUGCCGCUCCUGCCCCAAUUGCCUACAGCGCUCCCAUCGCCAAAGUGAUCGCUCAACCUGAAGAGAUCGCCUACCCCAAAUACGAGUACAACUACUCCGUCGCCGACGGCCACACCGGCGACAACAAGCAACAACAGGAGGUCCGCGACGGCGACGUCGUGAAGGGCUCGUACUCGUUCCACGAGGCCGACGGCUCCAUCAGGACCGUGCAAUACACCGCCGAUGACCACAACGGAUUCAACGCCGUCGUACACAACACCGCCCCGGCUCACGCUGUCGUCAAGGCCGCGCCCGUGCUCGUCAAGGCUGCCUACGCCGCCCCCGCCUACUACCACUAAGCGUUACCAUAGACCCUCUACCAAAUGACUGUUAACUAUUUAUUUUAGCAAUAUAGAACUGAAAUUCAA